Molecule: messenger RNA, 36716 nt
Organism: Cinara cedri
Lineage: Eukaryota; Metazoa; Arthropoda; Insecta; Hemiptera; Aphididae
Source: the annotation of a GenBank genome assembly
CAAAUCGGCGGCGGCCGUGCGUGUACCUUCAUAGCGAUUGGUUUUUGAUCGCGUGGACGGUACAGAAAUUGCGUUUCGGACGUCCGCCGGUUCAGUGUCGGGUUCAGUCUGUUGGGCGCAUCGUUUCGACACCGCCACACCGGCCACACACCGGCGCAAAAAACGCCGCUCUGUCAUAAUACUCAAUCGGUACAUAUCUGUUUACGAAUCGUUAACAAUAAUCAUAUUACUAUCAUCAUCAUCAUCAUCAUCAUCGUCGUGUGUGUGUUACACCGAUAUUAUUGUCGCUAUAACCGCCGAUUUCGCGCGAUUCAGUCGUUUCGAAUCUGUAAUUACGUCGUAGUUCAACACCUAGUUUACCGUAUACCUGUAUAAUUUUUGGGUUUUUUUUUUCACUUUUUUUUUUUUUCUGAUUAUAUUUUUCUGCCCGCCCACAGGACGACACGACGGUCGCGACGUCCGCCGAAGCACAGGUCGACGACACGACGACAGACCGACGACGACAACAAUGAAGUUCACGCUUUCCGAAUGGAUUAUCCUGGCCGUGGUCGGGUCCGUGCACUUUUGCUGCGCCAUCUGCAUAUCGUUACAGGCGCCGUUUUACCCGGAAAAAGUGAGUACUUCAGCCGGCCGAAUGGCGCCAUAUUUUCUUUCCCUCCCCCCUUCCCCGUUCAAAAGUGGCGAAAAACGUCGCGCACCACAAUCCCCGUGCCCUCGGAAUGAUCGUCAGCCGUAACUCAUAAGGCCGUACUAUAAGACGUUCCGGUUGCGCACGGACGUUUCCGUUAACCCGUCGGACAAAACCCCGCUGGGGGUUGAAUCGGCAAAACGAAUAUGUUUAGUCAACAGCGAUUGCACGCGUCCGUCGUAUUGGGCCGUGAUAUUUUCGCGUUAAAAUACCGGAUAACUAUAGGUAACUAUUGCAAUAGUCGUCGUUAACAAUAUAAACGUCCGUUUGUCGAUAUCGGGCAAUAUGUUUCGAUCAAUACAAAACCGGCCGGGGCCCGGGGCAUUGACACGUGCACUGUCAAUCGCUGUAUAUUUAGGAUCAGUGGCGGCGUUUUAGUAGGACGGGGGCAUACGGGUCGUGUUCCGCUCUAGACAUUUCAGUCUCGUAAAUCUCGUUGUGGCCGUUACGCGUUGCUGUCAAAUCACGAAUUAUGAUUUAAUAAUUUUUUUUUUAGAAAUCUAUAGGCAUAGCACUUGUCGAAAUCCACAACCAUCACCGUUGAAUGCAGAGUCGCGCUAUUUACUGCGGUCACGGUAGUGGCCAUUUUAUGUGCCUCGGCGGGUUAAUAACAGAAUUUCAUUAUGACGGGAAUUCGCAACGAAAGAAUAUUGCUGCCCCUCACCAUCCCCACAGGAUGCGAAGGUUCAAAUCUGUCGCCUUAUAGGAUGAACCCAGGGGGGGUUGGGAGUAAGCCCUCCCUUAAAUUCGUUCCUAUAAUAUAAUAUUAUUACGGUUGUUACAAAAAUAAAAUAGGUUUUUUUUUUAUUUGAUUAUUAUGUUUGAUACAAGUUAAUAAUUCAAUAUUAUGAGAUAAGGUUUGUGGCAGUCGACGAUCGAUUAUUUCGUUGAAAAUUAUUUUUUGAUUUAUACUAGCGAUUACGUCGGAUCGUCACCUGUCGUCUUAGAUCGAUAACUACGAUAACAAUGAUAAUUUUGACCGUCGACUGUGACUUCCGUGAAGUUGGCCCCCCAGUUUGUCCGAUCGGUUCCAAACCGGUGCCAUUAUUUAGCAACUAAUUUUUAACUUUAGGCAACCUUCGUGAACAAAUUUGCAACCUCGUAGUUUCGUCAGAAUCAAUCUUUCAAUUUUGGUUAGGUUCGAUUUAAUCCAUAUUAAAUAACACAAUGCGGAAUAUUUAAUAAUUAAUUUUAAUUAAUUAUUUAAAAUAUUGUGCAAGUAGUACACUUUAAGUCACUAUUUUAUGUAAAAUACUAAAUGUGGAUUUACAUUGAUAUUAUCCUGUUUUGACUUCGUAAUUUUUUUUUUAAAUUAUUAUAUGUUUCCCAAGUUCCAUGUAUUUGUUUUAUUAUAGCUAUAUAAUGGUCAAAGUCGUAGGCAACUAAACGAUAAAACACAAAUCUGGAAAUAAAAAUUUGAAAGAAAAAUUGAUAUUGAAAUAAUUAUCUAAAAUAAAAAUUGUUAAAAAGAUAUUAUAAAAUAAUAAUAAAUAGUUAAAUGUAAUAUAUUAUGUAUAUAAUAUAGAUCACAAAUAAAUAAAAAGUUCAUCAAUAGAAAAAAAAAAACAAAGCCUUGAGUGUUUUACACUUUGGCGUUUAUUUCGCCUUGGCCAUUAUAUUGAUGAUGAAUUUUUAAAUUGAAACCUGUGUGUAAAUAAACACACAACCCAUAAUAUACUGCAGACUUUGUUUUUUCUUUUCCUUGAUCGGCAUUUGUUUAAUGUAUUCGUAUUGAAAUUAUAAUAUUAUAUUUAUAUAUAUUUAAAAUAUAGGAUUAUCAACUAAACUUAAGCCAUUUAAUAUUUCGGAAUGUACUACACUCCGUUUCAAAUAAAAACGCACCGGGCGGCAGACGAUAAUCGGUCAAAUUACGUAGCUGUUAUAAAACGUGUACAUUAGGGUGGCCCUUAUUUUUUGAUAUUGGAUUUUUUUCAGUCUUACCCCCUAAAUUGGUUCAAAUAUGUAUAUAAAUGAAGUAUACAAAAUUUCAUAUCGAUAGAUUAAGUUUAACCCGUGCCCCCCAGCCCACAAAGUUCAAAUAUAUGGUUCCGUUCAAGUAACCACAGUUUUUUUUAAUUGAUUGACUGCUAUCUCGUUGUUAUCAUUUCUUACAAAAAUAAAUUUCUGACAUUAUUUAUAGUAAAUUAAAUUGUNAUUUAUUAAUAUAACUGAUUAUGAAACAAUGAAACAUGCAAGCUUUUGAAAAACGUAACAACUAAAUAAUAUUAUUACAAAAUGACAUUUAUAUUUUAAAGUAUACAAAUAAAAAUAAUUAUAAUGGUUCUAUAACUGUGCUUUUUAAACUGUUCGGGUAUUUAUGGCGAUAAUCUUCGACAGCUUGAAGCACGUAUUGUUUUUGAUCUUCAUUUUUUUUAAGACUGUACACUGUACAUGGAUAUUGGAAAUUACUCAAUGACCUCAAAAAUAAAUUUCAAAAUCAAAACACACUGACAAUAAAGUCAACCCACAUUUAUCAGUUUACAUAAAACGGUAGUAACCUAAAAGUAUACAUUUUUUAUUUUAUCGUUUUUUUUUUUUUUAAACGAUUUUUGAUUUUUAACCGGCAUGUCGGUAUUAGUAAUUUACAUAAAAAAGUGAUUUAAAUGGUACUACUUGCACAAUAUUUUAAAUAAUAAAUUAAACUGAAUCAUUAAAUAUUCUGUAUUGUGUUAUAUAAUAUGGAUUAAAUCGAAUUUUAUAAAAUUAAAACACGUAUUUUAAACUAUUGAUGUUAAGACAGACAAAUAGUGUAUUUUUUUUAUUUAAACAUUUAUUAUUUUAGGAGAUUUAUUAUUAUUUUUUUAAUGUUCCCACUUAAUUGGAAGUGGAGGGUAUAUUAAACAUUAGAAAUUAGUUCUAAGACAUACUAUACGAAUAUAUAUAAUUAGUGGGUAGUUCCUCCAAUGAAAACAAUGGAUUCCGUCUAAAGUAUGAGGUUGCAAAUUUUUUGACGAAGGUUACCUAAAGUUGCAAAUUAGUUGCAAGAAAUAAUGGCACCGGUUUGGAAUCGAUCGGAAAAAGUGAGGGGAGGGACAACUAAACGGACAUUCGUCUGUGUAGAAUUAUACUGGUAUCAACAAUACAUAGUGCCUCGUUAGUCGCAGCUCGUUGGAACAAUUUAUUCAAUCCAUUCGGUUUCGCCAUUGUGACUAUCCGAUGCAUUGACAGUUUUUUCCGAAAAAGGACCCAGGAAGAUAAAUUCUUAAAGCCCCUCCCCUCAAACAAAAAUACCGGGUAAAGCGCCCGGAUGAAAAACUAAUGGUCUUCAUCUCGAUGCCAACUAUUCAAUCUGUAUAGACACGUUAAAAAUAUACUCUGUGGCGAUAUGUUAUGCGUAAUUCCAUAUCGAGCGGUUUUAACCUUUCGAUUUAGAAAAAAAAAAAAAAAACCUUAAACCGACAGAUAUCGAUGACCCGCGAUUUUUCGAUACCUAUAUAAUAACCGAUUCUCUGCGAAACGACUGCAUUCAGGUAUUAUUAUAUCGAGCCACAAAAACGCGAAACCGUCGUGGCCGAUUCAAUUGUGUAAAAAAAACAAACUCCCGAGACCUCAGCGUCGGGACAGUAACGUACGUAUUUUUUGUAUUAUUAUCGCACGACUCAUUUGCGUUGUCGAUCAAAAUACUUGAGGAUUCGAUUUACGACUAGUUUUCGCAUCGUUUUUACCGGGGGGAGGGGGGAAUAGAAGCGCUGUAUCUUCUAACACGCCAAAUCCAUCCGAUAACGUGCCACCCGGUUAAAAUAUUAACUAAUUCUUAAUAACCAUGUGAACAUUUUCACGACUUUCGUACGUAAAUUGCAAUGACUAAAUAUGAUUACGUUUAUUUUCGUUAUGAACGUUGCACAAUUUGUGAAAUGCGCGAAUGCAUUUCUAAGUACUUAUAGAAAAUAAUAAUAAUAAAUGUGGUCCUUGACGUUAUUUUACGCGCAGACUACUCGAGUUUUAAUGAAUUUUAAUCGUUUUUAAAAUGGAAUUAUUAAUUAAAAAUAUUAAUUUUUUUCCGGGUCGGAGAUGUUUCCGCAAUACAAUAUUAUUAUUCUCGAUAAGUUUCGUCGAGUACGCGGUAAUUAUUAAAAAAAAAAAAAAUCAAUAUUCGCCAUUGUAUUAAUAAAAAAAUAACGUCGAGGUAAUUUCAUUAUGAUAUUACUGUACUUGUAUUUUAAUCCGUAUUGAUAGUUCUUUAUUAUUAUCAUUGUUUUUUUUUUUUUUUCGGAAUAGAAAUCAAAAACAAAAUCUCAAAUUGUAAUAUUAUCGUUUAGCCAUAAAAAUUAGACGCUUACAUAGAUUUGUUAAAUAAUAUUAUUGUUUUCUCUUUCCAAAAUAUGUAUACCGAUAUGAUAAUAUUAUUAUGACGUCCUGUCGGUGGAAAUCGAACGUGUACGUACUACCACAUAUUUAUACGUCCAGACCGCACAACGUGCAUCAUGAUUUAUCAUUACGUUAUCUAAAUAAUAAUAAUUAGGUAUACAUUAACAGAUUAUAACGAUAUUUCAAUAAUUGCUAUUAUCACGAAAUUUAGCAAGUGACCGCAUGAUAAUAUUACGUUACAUUUAUUAUAAUACGUAAUAUAAGUACGUUCCUACUUAAUAGUCAAUGUUAUGUAAACACAGGGAUAAUAUUGUAAUAUUAUAGCCUCUAAAACCGUAUUUGGACGGUAGAUAAUAAAAUAACUCUAUCCGUGCAUUGUUGUAGCCUAUGGCUCGGACGUGAUCGUGAAUUUAUACGGUUUUCGUUGUAAACAUUUGAAAAUCGAAAAUACACGUCUAUUCAAUUUUGAAGCUGUAGUACGAAACGUGAACAAUGUAUUUUUUUUAUAUAGGUCCAAACACACCUAUUUGUUGAUAUUGGUCAAUUAGAUAAUGGUUUUCUGAAGAUUGAAAAAAAAAAACACAAAUCAAAUUGGCACCUAUACUACUAUAAAAUCCUCCGAGAAAGAAUCACACACCCAGGGGUGUUUUGAAGAUUUUUUUAUCCGGGAUCGGGGAUAUGAAAACGUAUUUGAAAGUGAGCCGUCGGGGCUAGGCUCUUACAUUCCCUUUCUCAUACAAAAACAAGAUGUAUUAAAUUAUAACUUACUAUAUUUUUGAUUGAAAUAUUGAAUCUAUAAAAUGACAUCAAUUUGUCUUGAUUUCUGAGUCAGUACACCAAGAAAUUCUUCGGGAUAAAUUGGGGCUUCUCUAUGAACCCUCUGUAUCAUAGGACGUAUAUCAUUUGCUCGUCACUAUAAUAUUGUUCAUUUCGACCUUUUUUUUUUUUUUUUCUAAACACAUUUACGCCAAAAUAUCGUGCAUCGUUAGCGCAUCAAUCAAUAGAAAGGCCGAAAGAGUUUAUACAAGUAUGAGUACCAAUCCAAAAGCGCAAAUUGUUUGCUGGCUUUCGACCAGAAAUCCAACUGCGAUCGAUAUCAUGUUUAUCGGAAAACGUGUAAUACCAAUGAAUUCGAUUGGGAAAAAAAAUAUUUUCAAAUAUUGCAUGGGUAUUUCUGUUUUAAAAAUACCUAGUACGACGAUAACAGGCGAGUUGUUUAAUAACGAUGGAUCGAUACAUUUCAUUCGAUUGUCAGCCGGAUACUGUCAAAUAAUAUAACGCAAUAUUACUGUCCACGUUGUGUUUACUUCGAAACGAAUAAGAACUUCCGCGACAAUAUUUUGAAGCAAGUAAACAGACGAUGCGCUAUCGAUGAUCAGCCGUUGAUGCGCGAAUGACGUAGGUACGACAUUUUGGCGUAAGUAAACGGACGACGCGCAAACGAUACGACCGCCGAUAUCAUGAUACAUUUUAUUUUUUGUAAAGUAAUAUUUUUAUUUCGUAUUUUAUCGUCGAUAUUAUUAUAAAAACGUCCACCUUACGAUACCAUACUAUCACGAGUUCACGAAACAUCAAAUAAUAAAUACCACCCAAAAUAAACUUAUUGAAAGGCUCAGUGCAAUAACAUUGCGAAUGCACGAAAAAAACAUCUAUCUGUGACACUUGUUUUUUUUUUUUUUUUUUUUUAGCCAGAAUUUAGUUGAGUCAAGUACUUAUCACUAUUUUCUUCGUAUUUAGUUGACGGACUUGCAUUAUUGUUGCACUAAAUUAUGUAUAGUUAAAUAAAUAUUUAAUUUAAUUUUGUUUUUACUUUAUUAUUUUAUUAUUCUAAAUUAUGUGUCAUUUAUUGCUAUACUCGUAACUAUCAAAACAUAAUUUUGAACUUCCUUUAUUUAAUGACGUAUAACGUACCUAACUAAUGUUUCACAAAUGUUAACCAAUGCAUAUUUAUUGUAUGUGUAAACGAAAUCAUUCGAAUAUUGCUUCAUCUUGGGUCUUUAACCGUCACCGGUCGUUCAGCCCAUGCCAGAACAUAAUCGAAAAACACCCCGAAUUCGUAGAAGAAUAUCAUGUCUGUGAAGACGAAAAAAUAUUUUUACUGUUUCCACGGGUUUUUGCUUUUCCGUUUCACGGAAGAAGAACCUAUCGAACAACCGGUUUUUUGUAUUCCCGUGACCUACCGUAAUAUAACAAAUCUUGUAGUAUGCAGUAUAUUAUAAUGUGUAUACGUACGUGCACUCGAAAAUCCAUUCGAAAAAUCAAUUACUUAUCCUUAUCGCCUUAUAUAAAAAUAUUCUUUUCGAAACGGUAUUUGAAAAAGAAAAAAAAUCAAUUACUGUCGUUGAACGAUCAUAUCUCGUUAUAUGGGCUUACCGUUGCGAUAUUAGCAAAAAAAAAAAAAAAACACUUGUGUAAAAUAAUAUUAUGGUAUAUUAUAAUAUUCUAAUCACAGUAAUAUACCUUGUAUUAUUAUUGUGUAAUAUCGUAAUAUUAAAGGAUCGAGCACACUGGAUCAGAUCAGCUCGGUUCAUUCGCAUUCCGAAUGUGAGGUUCAUGAAGUUGAAGUUGAAAAGCACUAAUUCCCUUUAUACCAUCAAAUUUUAGUACUUAGUGCUUUCACCAUUGAUGAUACUAUAAUAUUAUUUAUAUGAUACCAUCAAUGUUGUCAGAUUGUCAAAUGACUGCAGAGUUCUAAUAAUACUAUGAAUAAGUUGAAAAUUGGCUAUAGCAAUAACUCGGGUUUGGAAAGAGUACAUAUUUUUAUUUUUUUAUUUUCUGAAAGCACUAAUUGAGCACUAAAAUGUGAUGGUAUAACGGAAAUUAGUGCUUUUCAAGUUCCCGCUAACUUCACGAACUUCUGAAUGCAACGGAUCGGUUGAGAUUUUGACCUUGACCGCACAUUAAAUCAGCCUUUUUCGUUUUUGUUUUUUUUCGUUUUGGUAUAGUCGAGGCACAACGAACCAGGCACGUUCCUAAGAAUAAUGAUCUCCCCACUUUCGUGCUCCGCAUGAUGUUCCGAAUCUCUGUCACAAAAUAUCUAGUACCUAUAACGAUUCUUAAGUAUUGAUUUUGGUAAAACAAAUUGAAUGGGUUGGGUCUUUCCUAUCCGCUUUGGGAUUAAUCUGAAGAUGUCCCUGAACUGAACUGAUAUUGACGGGAGGUUAGAAAACUAAACUGAACAGAUUCAACGGGCGUUUGAUAACAUGCAUAUAAUAUAUGUACACGUGGCGUAGCCAGAAUUACUCAAUGGGAGGGAGGAGGGGGCAAAAACAAACCUAAAAUUGUAUGUUGACGUUAUUUUCCUUGAUUACAUUUAAAAAAUAUACUGCUCAAGUAAUUAAUCAACGAAUUAUGAAAAUAAACUUUACACACCACCGUAAAGUAACAUUAUAUUAUGCAGUACAUAAACAUGAUUAUGUACACGAUAAAAAUAUUAAAAAUAAGUGGUUUCCCAGGUUACGCUACUCCGCUAAACAAUUUAACUGGACGUGACUGAACUGAACGGAUUCAGUGUGUUCGCUCCUUAAUACUUAUAUUUUUUUCUAUCAACGAAUCUCUGUUUUGUUUACUACCGUUAUGGCAAUAAAAUAUUCAAUGUUUUUAUUUCGCUCCUAUGCAAAAUAUUAUUACGUAAACAAUCUGUAUUAAUAAAUUCCCGGUACUUAUAACUAUAGAAUGGUAUUGCGAUUGUUCAAUACUUGUAAUACGAGUACACAAAAACUCGGCGAUCGCACGAUGAGCGUCGUCGAAUUGAAACAAUGUCUAGUGAUUUUUUUUAUAAAAGAUUUAUGAUGUUAGAACGUUAUAUUAUUUUUCAUUAUUAUUAUUAUUUUUUAAAAGACCACCUUCUGGCCAACUCUGGUGAAUUUAUGGAUGAGCGGAUCACUCAUUCAGUCCAUCUCUUUGCCCCCUCGCCCCUGAUUUUUAAUAUUAUUGCGAUAACAUUUCAAUAUUGUAUUGUUUGUUUAUAAUAUAGGCUAAGGAGAAAGGAUGCACUGCUACGCAAUACGGGUUCGUGUUCGGCAGUUUCGAACUGGUGGCGUUCAUCACGUCGCCGAUUUUUGGAAGUCUAGUAAGUCAAACAUAUUUUUUACGUAUAAUUAUUAUAGCGUACAUAUUAACGUACAUACCAUUUAACAAAAUCUUACGAUUCAACACCGGAAGAUUUACAAUCAAAAAACCAUCCGGGUUGUUCUGGUCAAAUUUUUUGUCAGUUUACGGUACAAAAGCGUUUAUCAUUGACUUCAAAAAUAUGUUAAAAUAUUUCAAAAUCAUUUUGAUGAGUAUAUAGUGUUUGAAUGUGAAAUUUCACGAUAAUACAACAGAUAUUCCUUAUAAGAACCCGGGAUCGUUUGAUAUUCAACAAUUCAAACGGAAGUUAGUUUGAAUAUUUUCGAGUCGAUUAGUUGUCAUUUUCCACAGAAUUUUUAUUAAAAUUACCCCUUAAACCGAUUGCAUGGUUUGAACAAUGGUUAGUGUGAUAUUUUCUUAUAAGUUUAAUACAACUAAUAAUGUUUUCAUAUAUAUAAAAUCUAGGCUGUUUUUAAAAUAUUGCGUUCAAUUUUACACGAUACGAAAAAAAAUGAUGAAAUUUGAAAGAUUGAAACGAUGAUGGUCAUUACUAUAAUGACCUUUACGUGUAUAGGUCGCCCAUUGAUCGCUAAUGCCAUCAGAACAUGAGAUAACAAUUAUUAUUCAAAUUUAGAUUAACGAUUAUUAUUGCUACUUCGAAAAAAAAAAUUAUAAUUAUUACAACAUUAUAUGUAUUAUAAAUCACAACACUGUGAUCGUAUAUGCACGUGGCCUCCCACAAUUUUAUUCUAUUUGGCUAUUUUACUAAAAAUUCACACGUAGUUGUCGUUUAAAAAAAAAAAAAAUAAACACGAUUGUUUUUUUUUUUUUUUACAUUCGAGUAAGUUAUUUAUUUAAGAAAUACAAUUUGGAUAUCAUAUUCGAAAAACCGCGUCGAAGAUUUCUUUAUAUAGUAUAUUACUAUAUGCGAAUUUCAAAUUAUAUAGAUACAGUUGUAUCUGGUAGUAUCUUUUCAGUUUAUUUUAUAUGUAAAUCUUGUAUCGUAUAUUAAAAUAUUUUAUGAUAAUUUUCGAAGCAUUACCACUAUUAUAUUUUUUUUUUCUGAAGUUGUGUUAUUGUAGUGUUUAUUAAAAUUUUGUAUUACGGUUAUUUAUUGUUUGUCAAAGAAUAUUUAUAUAUACAAACUGUGAGGGGACACUUAAAUCGAAUUUCUUUAGUGACGAAGCUUCCCUGUUAACGGGUGUUUUUUUCUUUGUAAUCCGUAGAUACCGCAAAAUGUUAAAUACAAUCGAUGUUAUCGAAUAUUGCGAAUUUCCUUUUUAGAUAUUUACUGUAAUAUAAAACGAUAAUAUAAUAGUUUUACUACUAAGAUUUGGUUUUUCUCCUUAUGGAAUACACUAUUUCGAUUGGUAAAAAUACAACGACUUUUACUUACGGUAUCUUAAACGAUGCUAAUUUUUCACUCGUUAUCUAUAUUCAAUUAGAUAUCUAAUAGUUUUUUUAAAAAUAUUAAAAAAAUCAAAUCAUUAACAAAUGACGAUAAGACGAUUUUAUUAUUAUUUUUAUUUUGAUUUCUAUCAACUAUAAACCGUGGGCUCCGCGGUAUAAAUGUAAAUUUAAUUGCAUAUCCUAUAUCUUCUUAAGAACUCAUGUACAAUCUAUUAUGUGAAGUAUGUUCGUCUUUUCUUUUUUUUUUAAAUGGACUACGAGUAUUUUCAAAAUUAUAUAAACAAAUCAUAUUUUUGACUACGUAACUGUUUUCCUAUCUACUUGCUAUCAAAUUCGUAAUUAUAAUCAAUUGUAUAAUAACAUAAUGUACAAGGUCAAAGUUUGACGAAUGUUACUUAUAUACAUUUUAAAUUUGUUUUGUUGCUUUGUAUACAUACAUAGGUAGUUUUUUAAUGUGUUUCCAUAUAGAACGACCGAUAAUUUUGUUAUUUCGUUGUAGAAUACGAAAAAAAAAAACCAUUAUUAUGACAUAUUGACAUCAAAAAUGUUAAUAGUCUAUAAGCAAACGUAACUAUAAACACACGUUUUAAAUAAAGAUUUUAAGGAUAAAUUAGGUGUCUAAUAAUAAUAUUUUUAUGCGUUAUCAGUGACGAUAAAACCGCAAAACCAUUUAAAAACUCAUAAUUUUUUCUCUUUAUUUGAGAACGAAAACUAUGUUUUUUUAUCCGAAUGUUUAAAAAAAAUACAAUUUUGCAGAGUUGGAAUUUUAUUAAUAUAUAGUUACUAUCAGUAUUUCAGUAGCUAUAACAUUACUAUCGCAUAAAACUAUAAUUUAUAUUACUAACAUAUUAUAGUAUGUGUUUCAUACACGUGAUUUUGAUAUUUGUAUUUCUUUCUUAAUAACGGUGCGCAAUAGAUAUUUAAUAAAGAAUCUUGAAUAUAUUUUAUCGCAAAAACAGUGUAUUCCAUUCCCAGUGUAUCCAUCCAUCCAUAAAUGUUAUUUUUAAACUCCCUUAAAUUAUUAGUUUUACUAUUACAGGUUGUUAGUCAGAGGCAGCUCCAAAGACUUAGUUAAAUGGGGGGUGGGGGUUAAGUCAUAAUUCCCAGGAAAUAUUAUACCCAAAAAAAAUACAAAUUUGGAAAACACAAUUUCAAACCGUUGAUUUUUAGUUUUGGCAAAAAUAUUAAUAAUAUUUAGCCAUUGGCCAUGCACUACAAACUUGUACGUGGCCAAAAUUACUAUUAGUAUAAUUCUUUUUUCUAUAGUUUUUAGAAUUAUUUUAAUUAUGUUAUUAGUUAGUACGCAUUGCAGAUAUUUUGAUUGCUGAUGCCGUAUUUGAAUUCUGCAUACCUUACAGUAGCUCAGCCAUGAUCAAAGUUAAUAAUUUUCCACUUUAAACAACACUUUUAAAGUCCAACAGUUUUUCAGUUGAGCGCACUACAAAGUGACUCCUUUAUUUAAAGUCAUAGUAUAGAUAAAGUUUCAAUAACUGUUUCGUUUACUUCUCGGAAUUCGAUGGCUCCAACGUAACGGUCCUCUAACAAAACGCAUUCAACAUAUUAUUAUUCAAUUGUAUUUAAAAAUAAUUUAUUGGGGGGUUUUGGCCAAUUAUUUGGAUUUUAUACGAUUGUAUAGUGUUGCUAUUAGGUUAGGUGUUAAAGUGUUUUUUUAGAUUCUGAUUAUAGCGAAGACUGUAUUGCUUUCCUAUGAUGCGUGAGAUUUUUUUUCUGUCUCUAAACAAUUUUUAUAGUAGAAAUAUUACUCUGAUCAUCAACUUCAUGGGCGAUUUCUGAUAUCAAAUUUGAUCUAGUUGUUGUAUCGAGGAGCUCUUUUAUUUAUAUUCCUUAUUGUUUUCUCUAACUACUAAGAAAAAUAUCAGAAAACGAGAAAAUGUAUGUAAUAACAGCGUGUCAGUUGUUUUGGAUAUGGUUUGAAAAAUCAUAGAGAUCUAAAUAUUUUCACUAAAUACUUUAUAUUAAGCCCUUUUUAUACGUAGUCAAAUGUUUAAUUUAUGGCGAUUUUUAAAAUACUAGCGGACAUUUCAAUUUUCUAGUUUGUUCCGUUUUUAUUUGGCUUUAUGUGAAUAGCAUUUUUUUGGCUUCUCAAAAAAGUUUGAAAAUUUGGUUCAUGGUUUAUCAUAAGCAGUUCUUUUGGCACUAUAUAAAAACAUCGACAAUCUAUAGUCGCGAUAUUUUUUGUAAAAGCGUUUAAAGUUUUAACUUUAAUAAAAUCCGUAUUAAACCACAGAAAUUCGCGUACUAUUUCCCAAUCUAUGCUAUUAUAAUUUAUUCGGUUCAGAAAAAAUAUUCGAAAAUGUGAUACAAAUUUCAUCAUAAGUUGAACUUAGUUCUAAAAAUAAUUUUGUCUGAUAUAUUUUUAAAAUCAAGAUGCAUUCGUUUUGUAACUACAGAUCGGAAAAACUAUUAAUGAUAAUGAAAUGUGUGUGUGAGUUUAAAAACUGAAAGAUGAUACCUAUAUAAUGUUAUAUUUUGUACCUGUAACAACUUGUUCUGACGAAAAAUAAUAAAAUAUAACUAUGAAAUGAGUUAUAAUAAUAUACUGUGAUGGGUUCAGUUCUUCCUCCGUACGCCUGAUAAGAAAAACAAAAUCAUAGAUCAUAACGUCAAAUAUUCCAAUAAUGCUUCGGUUUUAGCGAACUCAUGUCGGAACAUAACCGUGCACCCCGGUUCUUUUUCUCAGAGAUAGAUUUUUGUUUUACUGUUUUCACUAGGGAAGAACUGCCCGAGGGUAUAUUAUAUAUAUGGACUGUUCAAUAGCAUUAUAAUAUUAAUACAGCAUGAUACCAAUGGUCAGAGUUUUUGAACAUUCUGUAGGACAAAAAAAAAGGGAAGAAUAAAAUAUUGUUUUUCAAAAUUGAAAAAAAUUGAUAACUCUCUCUCUCCUCUUCAAUGAGAAAAUCCUGGCUACGGGCUUGUUGAAGGCCGGCUUAUUUAUAAUAUUAUUAUUAUGUGUGUACUAAUAACAGAUGGUAUAUUAUUAUUAUUUCAGAUUCAAAAAGUCGGAUUAAAAUAUUUGCUGGUGCUGGGCAUCGUAAUGAACGCUUUAUCUACAAUAGCAUUUGGGUAUGAUGUGUGUAUGAAACAUAAAUAUGUAUAAAAAAAACUUUUUUUUUUUUAUUCUGUACAGAUAUUUGACGUACGUCGAUGACAAGUGGGUAUUUUUAUCGUUAUCGUUAUUCUUGAGGAUAUUGGAAUCCUUGGGCGCUACCGGAGCAAUGGUUGCAGCCUUUUCACUGACGGCCGUCUCGUUUCCCGAAUCGGUGGCCAGCACUUUCGUACGUUAUAUUCACUCGACCGUGAUCAUUUUAUGUUUUUAUCCGAACAUUUUUCGAAUAUAACGUAUAAAACGGAAUGUUGCCGGAUUUGGUCACCCGCCGUGUACCUAGGUACUUCGCCGGACUCGGGAGGGGGGCGGGUGAAAACGAUUUACGACGCCACAGAAACAUAUUUUCUUCUUUCAAACGCCAUUUUCGCAAUAGAUAUAUAAUAUUUUUCGGCCAGAUGGACCAUAACGAUUCAAUUAGUAAUAACGGUUGUAUAAUUGAAUUUUGGAAAAUCGGGAAUUCAUUCGAAAUACCGCUCGUGCAUGGUUCUUUUAUACACGCGGAUGUUUAACUCGGUGCUCGAAUUAGCGGGAAAAAUCGAUAAUAUAAAUAACGCUGCGGAUGGUUUUAUAGUUUAGUUUAGAAAUCGUAUAAUCAUUCCGUAGAAAACAGUUAAUAUCAAAAACGUUAAAGUAACCCUACAUAAACGCGAAUAGCGUAUUGAAUAAUACAUUUCACGUUGAAGCCGAUGCAAUACUAUUUUUUUAUAUUUUAAACUGAAUGAAAUUACGAUAUAUCAUGUUUGAAGAAAAUGAAAAAAAAAAAAUAAAGAAAUGUCUAUUACAGCGUUCUCGGGUUAAUUAAAUUUUAGAGUAAAUAACGUUAAAACUUGUGGCCUUUCUAACGUACUUCAUCGCAAAUUACAACGAACAGUGGCGCAACCGAGAUUUGUCAAAAGGAGGGGGGGAGGGAAACAAACAUAAUAAAUGAUUUAACUGUACAACAAAAUACAAAUUUUUAAGUUAUACAUAUAUAUAUAUAUAUAAUGGUUGUAGUAAUAAUACUCUAACGAAGUUUUUGCGCUAAUUUUUUUUAAAGUCUGCUCUUGAAGUAUGUUACGGAAUGGGAUACAUAGUGGGACCGACUCUGGGCGCUCUGCUCUUCGGGGUAAGUAAUUUUUGAAAUUAUAUUUUAAUAUUAUACACAUCUACACAUAUUUGAAAUUAUAUUUUAAUAUUAUAUUCAUUUACACAUAUUUGAAAUUAUAUUUUAAUAUUAUACACAUCGUACUGGGCUUAUCUAUGUGUCCGUUUGUGUUAACAGGUCGGCGGAUUCACACUGCCAUUCACGGUCAUGGGUUUCAUUACGCUGGGAACGUCGGUUUUGGUGUGCAUUUUAAUGAAACAAGACGUGCCCAGUCCGACCAAGGCUAAAAGUAAGUAUACCAUUUAAACCCCAUUACACCCGUGGCAUUUCCAAGAACUUUUAGUGAGAUGAAAUGUAUAACAACGAUGUGAAACAGAGGUUACAAACUUUUGUGUACAUGCGACCCAAAAUAUUCACCCUACUUUAGACAUGAAAUUUCUCAAAAUUCUUAUAAAAUGUACGUACCGGAUCCGAAAAAGGUAAACUUUUAUUCAAGUUGCUCCUGAUAAUUCGGCUGAAAUAAUAUAUAUUUCAAAAUUGUAAAUUAUAAUUAAUACAAUUUCAUAGUAUAGUUGUUGUAUUUUUAAGCUAAUAGGGGGGGGGCAAUAUAACUCUCAACUUCACUUUGCCUGAGAACGCCACUGCCCCAACGCUGCUAGUUCGCGGUUGAAAAACGGCGGUUUCUGUAAAAUAAUUUUUUUUAAACAUUUUUUUAUUCUCGCAGCCAAAGUAUCGCACCUGUUGAGCGUUCCGACGGUAUUCGUGAAUUCCAUCGCGACAGUGAUAGCGGCUUCGGCUAUGGGAUACUAUUCGGCUGUUUUAGAGCCGCAUAUCCACGAAGUGAGUUUGUUUUUUUUUUUCUUUUUUAUGAUAUAACCUAGUUUUUUAUUUUAUUGAUAUUAACUCGACUCGAACACCGCAUAGAUGAUAUAUACAUCGUUAAUGUACGUAUUGUUAUUGUACAUAGUUUUGAUAACGAUUUUUUGAAAUAUUAAUAACGAGGUUUUUUUUUUAGUAAAAUAUAAUAUCGCGUUCGCGCAAUUAAACUACGCGUGUAGUGGGUACGUGUACUACACAAUGAAUAAUAUUGAUAACAAUAUUACACAUAUUACAUAUUUUAGGUGCGUAAAAAAACGGAUACUUUUUUUUUUGUUUUUCGUACACAAUUUUAUUAUAAAAAUAAGCGUCGUGCAAAUAAUAACAGGGGGACGAAUUGAUUUUUUUUUAAACGUAUUUUUAGAUUCUUAUUGCGAAGCGAGAAAAACGUAUAAGUUUUACUUGCUAUAUAUUAUGAUGUGUUUUUUUUCUGUUUGUUAACAACUUUUUGACCAGAAAUCUCGUUUUAAUCUUUAACUUCAGAGGGUUGUAAGGUUUCUGGCGGGUUUUUUCUUGUGGUUGUUGGAGUGGACAACUUAGAGAGGAAGAUGUCAGAAAAACCGGAAUAUCUACUCAAAAAUAGUUUCGGUUUAUUUUUGCAAUUCGGUAAAAAAUAAAUAUAAAGACUUUAAAUGUUCAUCGAAAACUCAUAAUGUUAUACAAUCAUUUCCAAGACGCAAUAAGAUUUAUCAAAAUAUUCUGAAGUUGUUCGGGUUGGUUGUACGUGAACGAAUAUGUUUUGGGCGUGUAAAAAAAACUCGCCAAUAACUAUUUGAACCAUGGGUAUACUCGUUAUAAUUGUAUUUGGUAGUAUUAAAAAAAAAAAAAAAAAAUGUUUAAAGUCUACCGUAAUUUAUUUUUAUAAUAUGCGUCGGUAAAUUCAUAUUAAUGAUAACAUUUCACGAUAUAAAUAAUACGACCUACUGCCAUGUUCGUAAACAAUGUUGCAUUAGGUUAUGCAUUUCGUAGUAAAAUAUAAAUUAAUAUCGUUUUCAAUUUAUCAACACAAAAAAAACCCAUUAAAUUGAACUCAAUAUACACUGUCUUAACUUUUUGCCAACAAUUAAUAAUGAUGACCCAUUAUUUUUAUGUAAACACUUUUACCACCAGAAAUCUUACUCCGAUUGUCGAGUAUAGCACCUUUUCUGAAAGAAAAUGUUCUUUGGGUGGUACUUUAAAGAGGUCAUUUUUUGAAAGUCUCAUUAAUAUUCGAGAUAAUGUGAAAAGCCUGGUUCUUUAGAUAAAAAAAUAUUGAAAAGUUAAAAAUAAGAUUGUCAUUGGCAACAGUUUUUUAUUUAUUUUUUGUUAUUAUAUUAAGUUUUAUUGUUUUAAUUUUUUUUCAACAAUUAUUGUUGUAGUGGAAACACACAUUGUUGUAAUCAUUAUAAUAUAAUAUGACAUAUGGUAUUGUUACAAAGUAACAGUAUCAACUGAACUCCGCUCAGAAUCGUUUUUCGAUAACAAUGGUUUAUCGUUACUAACAGAUAUACAUUAAAUUUCCAUUUAAAUUCUACUUUUCUACUUCCCCCUACAACAGUGAUCACGUGCGAAGUAUGUCCGUUUUUUUUUACUAUACAAUUAUGCAUUUUUCAAAAUAACCCCAGGAAAGAUAUAUUUAGCACCUCCCAUUGAAAAAUCCUAAGUACGUCACUGCACAUUUUCUGUACAUAUAUAAAAACAGUAACUGAUUAAAUCUAUGUCUUAACCUAAAUUAUCAUUGAAGAAAAUGAUAAGAAUUCCUUGUUGAGAUAUUGUAAUGUAAACAUCUACCGACAUUAUUAUAAUAAUGUAAAUUUAAACAAAAUUAACCAACAACGCCAGUGUGAGUAUGCAGCAGAAACUACUUGUCUAUACGUGCUUUAGGUACUUUAGACAUGUACGUUUACUAAGUGUUUAGUUUAUACGGACUAGUACAUAACUUGUAUAAUGAGUAUUACCAAGAAAAUGGAUGAAUGGAAUGUACUGAGUAGAUUUCUGAAUAAAUUCUACUCGGUAAAGGAAACUGAGUAUAAUAUGCUGUAUGGAAAUAUGUCUGUUUAUUACCUAAUCGAUUUAAAAUUUUUAUUGAUUUGUUUAAAAUUAAAUCAAACUAUUUAUUAAAUAAUGAACAAAGAUAAUCGAAAAUGUGUAUGACUCAAAAAAUUAUUAUAACAUGAUAACAUAUAACAAAAUGCUCACGGGUCACUGAAGUAGGUAGAUAGUUAGAAAGGUAAGAUAAACAGGGUGAUUUAGUUUAUUUUAUGGACUAUAGUAAAUGUAAUGAUAAAUGAUUGCAAACGAAAAAACGAUUCUGAGGGAAAUUAGAUUGAUGAUUUUCGUCAAAAAUUGAACUUAAACGCAUAAAAAAAAACUACUUUAUUACGCUCAAUUUUUCUUUACCACUAAGUUCAAUUUUUAAUAAACCUCGUGCUUAUCAAGCAUUGCUACUCGCCCAAUUUUAUCUACAUAAAACCAAAUAGAAACUAAAAAAAUAACUCGACAAUUUCAAUUAGCUCAAAAAUUGUAGAACGAUUUAACAUUUUACUACGUCUAGAAAGUUAUAUAUUAUAGCUUAACAUACCUGAAUUUUAUGAGAACAUUUCAGGUUUCUACGAUUAUUUUUAUCCAAAUUACAAUAGAAAACAAAAUCGAAAAUAAUGAAAACCGUUAUUAUGUAAAUUUGCCCGUCCUUUUUUUUUCUUUUAUUACGAUUCGACGCUUUAUAUUUAUAAUACUUUUUUUUUUCAGUUAGAUUUUUCAUGUGAACCCGUGUAUUUUUAAAAAAAAAAUUAUCUCUGGGUCGUAGAUUAUAUAGCGCGUGAGUUUUAUUUCGAUACCCGUAUCGAACAUAUAUUAUACAUACUGACCUUGAUAAAAAAAUUGAUAUAAUUUUCAUUGAUCUUAAAACCAACGGCAUGUGCUCGUAUUAAUAAUACAGGGCAAUCCAUUUAAGUGUCUGAUCUCGAUGCUUCGAGAAGUAUUGAUUUUUUACAAACUUUUUUUCUUGACAAUUUAAGUUGUCAAGCGUUACCUUGCCGUUAUUUUUUAUUUCGACCCUAUUUUCGAGAGCGAAACAACUGUCUACUUUUGAUCGUUUGUGUGACGACAGGGCGUUUGAAUAGUGCUCCACUACCUUCGCUCUAUCCAAAUUUAAAACCGGAAUUCCUCGUCAGCGGGUCAGUGGAAAUUGGAAAUGUCAACGCCGAAAUGUAUUGAAACAAAUAUUCCAUCUAUUUAUGGACAUUUUAACGUUGGUCGCCGUUUGAAAAAUCAGUCAAGUAGACAGUUGUUUCAGUCCUGAAAAUAAAGAUGACAAAAAAACAAAAAAAAAAAAAAAAACGGGUAUAAUGUGACAGUUUUUUUAGCCGCUUGGUUAUUAAUUUGUCGGAAAAAAAAAUGUAUUUAAAACGGUCAAUAUUUUUCGGGAUUACGUAGUGGUAGGUAGACACCCAAACGGAUCGCUCCGUACACGGCCAAAAUAAAAUUAAAAAAAAAAAUUCUGCAAAUAAUAAUAUUUGUACUCAUAAUCGGGCACACCUAUGAAACCAUAUUCGUGUAUUAAAAUUAAAUAUUAUUACGUUAUAAUAUCCAUUAAUAAUAAUUCGAUAAGACCGGUAUUAUAAUGUACGUGUGUACGAACGGGUGACCUAUAUUUCGUCGGAAAAUAAAAUUUACGAAAAUCAUUCGAGUAGAAAAAUAUUUUGCCGGAGAAGUUUUUUUUGUCCAAAAAUGUUGCGUACGAAAAUAAAUUUGUCGAACAGUAGUAAUUCAUUAGAACCGGCGUUUAGUCGGAAAAUGUGUUAUCUAUUAAAUACGAAUAAGAGCGCGCCGCCGAAAACGCGAGCCACAGUCAUAGCCGUACGUAGACGUCGUAAAAAUAAAUGAUUACCGAAAUGCCUCGUUUACCGUGCGGCUCACACUUGUGUCUCUUACCGCGGCACACUAGUGCGCGCCCUUUACAGCUUAAUAGCUAUUAAAUAAUACGCGAAUUUAUUGCGUAAUGCACAUGCGUGCCGCUGGCGUAGCGGCCGAACAGCUCCGUGUGCUUUGCGCAGCAUGGACGACGGACGGUGACUAAUCCGUACAAUUAAUUGAGCAUUGAGCAUUGAGUAACGAUGGCUCUGCGGACCCGGCGUAUCGGAGUGUGUGUUAUGCAACCGUACGCCGUGGCAGAGAGACCGUUGUUCGGCGGCCGGCGGACGAUACGGGAUAACGGCGUUAUCGCCUUUACAGGUAUUUUCCGCGGAUUGGCGAAAUCGUUUUUCCGUCGAAAUAUUUUUGCGUACCGAAUAUUAAUUCUGACGGUACAUUUUCUCCGGAGAUAUUUCCCCCCCCCUCUCCCCCAAAUACCGUCCGGAUAAAAUAUUUUUCUUCUCGAAUACGGUCCGACGUAAAUAUUUUUCGGAUUGUUUGUUUUUAUUUUUCUGAUAAAAUAACAUUCUAACAAAACAUUUUCGUACUUUAUACGCGUCCCAUAUUAACGCAUGCGUUCGCGCGCCCAUACAUUAUAAUACUAUACCCAAACGUAUUUAUUGUCAAACCGUAACAAUUAUUUAUUGUCAGUUUUUUUUUUUUUUUUUUCUGUUCGCAGUUGGUCACGCCCAUACAGGUCGGUUUCGUGUUCAUCAUUAGUGGCGGAACGUACGCCCUUAUCGCGCCCAUCGUCGGAUACGUGUGCGACAUCGGAUUUAAUCCUAAAAAAAUUAUGAUUCUGGGGACAAUCCUGACCGUCAUCAGUUACGCGAUCGUCGGUCCGGCGCCUUUCGUGCCGCUAUCCAAGUACGGGCAACAAAACGUUUUUAAUAACGAGCGACUCCCCCCCACCCCCCCCCCCCCGCAAACCCCUAAACAACUGUAAUAUUUGGCGGGAAAAUACUAUAUAUUUAUGUAUAAUAUAAGAUACUAUCGUCGUAAUAUUAUUAUUACGGUGUUACUGCGCGCGAAGAUUUCAAGAUUGGCGCCCGAAAAAGUAGUUGGAUCCUCCAUCUGCGAUAAUAAAUAACAAACGAAAAAACUGUUAAUUUUGUCUACUCGGUAGUGUAAAUUUUUAAGAUAUGGGGUGACGGACACGUCAUAUUUAUUUAAACCAAAACCUCAUCUAUUUAUGGAAUUGUGAUUUCAUCACCAAACAUAACGGUGGUCGAAAAUAGGGGCGGUGUUACAUUUUACAGUAUGUAUAUACAAGUUUUCACAUCUUUUGAAACGCUAUACUUUUAAAGCUGUUGGUUUUUCACCCGAUGAUUUUUUAAACCACGUGGCCACGUGCGCAGUAUGUCCUUUUUUUUUUUUUAAUUCUUUUACGUACCUAUAUUUUAUGUUUAUUAUCAGUCAGAACUGAGAAUGGCACCUACUUUAUUUUUCGAACUUGUGACAAAACAACUGAUUAACUAUUCAUUUUCAAGCCCCCCUCCCAGUUGAAAAAUUCUGCGUACGCUAUUGCCGCGCGAUAUUAAUUACUACGGUCGACUUUUUUACUUUACGUUCUGGUUUUUCGCGUACAAACUCCCGCGCACUCAAUAAUUUCAACGUCGGGUACACUUGCCGAGGUCUAUUUACCGUAUACUAUAUUUUCGUUUGACUCAAAAGAUUAUUUUAUCAUAAUUAUAAUUUGCUUUUGAAACCCUCCGCGCCGUUCCGCGGCCGCUCUGUUUAUAAACACUUGAAUAGAAACGCGUCACUCGAGUAUAUAAUUACUCGUAUAAUAAUUUUGAACUAGGAUUCCGCGUUAUUUCACCGCGCCGCCGCGACAAUGCGCGCCUCGUAUAAAUAAUAAUAAUUACCGCCGCAUUCCGCGUAUGUUUUUUUUUCUUUCUUUGAUUAAUUAAAAAUUAUUAAAAAGUUACGAAUAUAUUAUAUUCCAGAGCAGUGGUUCUCAACCGGUGUGUCGCGUAUUACUGUUAUGUGUCAUGUGUGUCGCCGCCAAAAAAAUUGUUUAUUUGUACGUAAAUAAGCAUGUCCUCAGUCGCAAUCAUCAUGUUGUGAGCGUUGUGUGUGUUAUUUCAAAUGUAUUAAUUAUUUUAAGUGUGUCGUCAUUUUUAUGGAUCUAAAUUAGUGUGUCUUCAUACAAAAAAGCUUGAGAACCACUGCUCCAGAGCUCUCUAUUUCGCGUGUAUACGUAUAUUCACCGUAAUGAUAAUAAAAUACGAACAUACGCGAGUAAAAAUUUUUCAUUCAGAAAUUGUCAGAAAAAGCCACUAAAAUCCCUACAUAUACCAAAAAAAAAACACAAAAGUAUCUAAAUAUACAAAAAUGUGCGACAUAAAAUAAUAGAUUUAGGUUUGUUUGUAAUAUUAGACAAAUUUCUUUCGAUUGGCAUUUUUUUUAUUGGCAAAUUGUAGGACUGUUUAAAAUAAAUAUGCGAAUUCCUCUGCUCUACUGAUUGCUAAAGGGCUCGGGUUUCAAAGCAAAGUACAUUUUUUUUGGGCAUGGUUUAAAACAAUGCUUUCCGAGUAUAUAGAAUCGAUUUAUGAAACAGAUACUUCAGAAGUGAAGUUUUUGUUUUCAUUAUUCGCGGUUUUUCCAUUUUUAGAAACAUUUUUUUUUUUUUUUAAUAUUUACUGGUCAUUUUUUAAAUUAUGUCAAUACAUUUUAUUUGAAUGUAAUUUGAUUUAAUAGGUUUUAUGUAUCAAAACAGAUUGUCAAAUAUCAAUCGUUUCUCUACGAUUGUGGUGCGUCAUCGGGCUUAAACAAUUAACGACAGCAAAGGUGAAACUUUUAUUUUGCAUUUUCCGAUGUUUUCGAUUUUUGGAUCAGUUUUGGGCAUUUUGAGUAAUUUUUUUGUCACUUUUUUAGAGUAUUUGUUUAUUGUGCCUUAGUAUUCUGUUAUUUUUCAUUAUUUUAAUUGUAUUUAUAUAUAAUGCAUAUCUGAAUUAUAAAAAAUAUGUCAUUCAAACGGUCGAUUUGAUUUUAUUAAUCGUAAACUCUGUAAGUAACAAAAAAAAAAUCCCUAUUUUACAUAGGAAAUCAGAAUUUGACAGCAUGAUAUAGUGUAUUAUUCUAUAAUACUUAGUAAAAUAUAUUGAAACUCGAGCCAGCGAACAAGAACAAUAUGAAAAAUCGAGACAAAUUUUAAUAUAAUUUUAUUCCGGCUGUCUCGUUAAAAAAUACAUAGUAUAUUAAUUUGUUUCAAUUGUUGGUGCUAGUACCUAUUGCUAUAGUACGCUGGUAUAUUAUAAUGGUGAAUAUGAGAUCAAGUCUUCGUAUAUUGAUAAAAAAAACUUUGCACCGUAAAGGUGCCAUAAACGAAAUAAUAGUAAUUAUAAUAAUUAUUAUUGUGUAGGCACGGUUAAAAAUAAUCGUUUGUAUAUUAUAUCCGUAUGAAAUAUCGCGAGAUUAGAAUUGCAUAAACAUUAAAUACAUGGAGGUCAGAAAAUAAAAUAUAUAAGUAUAUAAAAAUAUCCACCACGUAGUGACCUCAUGAGAAAGAAAUGCCAGUUACGAAUUAGUUACCUAGUUAGAUACGGUCUCGAAGAAUAGAUUUAAUAGGUUGUAGUCGUCUCGACGGUAUAGAGAUUCGAAAUCUCCUUAUCGCGAGAUAAAUUAAUGUUUUAUUAAUUUAUCGAUCGUUCCAUAACAGAUACAACAAUAAUGCGAUUUCUUACGUUAGGUAGCUACGUGUAUUUUUUUUAAAUGUUCGAAUAUUUUUAUAUGAUCUUCUUAACGCCAGUGUUUCGCAGUAAUGAAAUAGUUUUUUUCGCUUUAUGUCGACAUUUCCCCGAGAAUAGAGAAUUUAAUAUAUAUCUUUUUCCUGGACGUUUGGACACUUUUAGCGUCUUUCUCUGGUCCAAAAAAAAAAAGAUCAACUUAAAAAAUUCGAGGAUUUCUGUACAUGUGGAUUGAAGUGAUCAAAUUUUGGUUAAAUUUCAAUAUGAAUUUCAACAUAUGGUCGCGGGAGGAGAAUGUUUUUUUUUUUCAGCUUUGUAUAUUUCUACUGAUCCCCCCCCUCCAAACACAAAGUCAGGUGCGUACAAUUGUGUAUAUAAAUGAUGUAAAUAUCAAUAGGACGUGCCUUUUGGGGGUUUCAACUUUCCACCCCCUCGUCAGCAAUUUGUAUGCUAAAAUAUUAUAUUUUCACGGGAACCGUCGUGUUUUAAAUAAACCCCUACAGACUAAAAUGCAAUAAAACGCAUAGCAACCAUAAAAAUAAAAAGAUUAAAUAUAAAAAUAAAUGAAAUAUUGUAACAGUGACACUUCGGUCGGAGGGAAAUUCGACUCUAGUCACGGAUCUCUGCUGCUCACGGGGUUUUUUUUUCAUCGCUUUUACAGUCCGUUUACAGCCAGUCACUUGCAUUUAUUAUGUAUACAGAAAUUAAACUCCGUAGACGUUUUCACAGUCGAAACUUAAGUGUAUAAUAUCCAGAAAUAAUUUAUUUGUAUAUAAUUCCCUUUGAAAGUAUAUACUAGUAUAAUAUACAGCUGCAACUAAAAAUUCAAAGGAAAAAAAAAUGUUUAUACCGUUUUCUCCUUAUCCAAUUUCGAGAUGUUUUAUGAAUUAUGAACGGGGGGAGGGGAAGCAUCUUAAAAACAAACUUUUCAUAAGCUGCGCCAGAGAAGGAUAAUAUUUUAAUUAAAUUUUAUGAAACACUUCUAUUCACGAAAACAAAAAAGAAAAAAUCAAUGAAAAAUACCAAUCUUAUUGAAUCUGUUCGGUAGGUAUAUGGAAUUUGUUAUUUAGACAGCAUACAAUAUUCUUGAAAAUCAUCGAGUUCAGUGACUGUAAAAUGUAAAUUCACAUUUAUGGUUCAUUAAUUUAUCGUUCUGUAACAGAACGAACACGUACCAUCAUCAGUCUAAAAUAGUGUUUCCCUUUUUCGGAAAAUGGGCAUGCAGUUGAACAAAAAAACUAAACUAUAUAGUUUUAUAUUACGAAGCCAUUCCUAUAUUUUUUAAAAAUCUAUGAGUUACGGAUGCGGAAAAAAACCGCCGAGAAACUGGUCGAAAAUAACAUGACGUUUUGUGUAAAAUCGUGUAGGUAAUAUUUUUAUGAUCAACUUUAACUGAACAGUCGACAGUGUACCCGGUCGUAUUACUACACAGAUUUUCAAUUAUAUUGUAGUAUUAUAUAUUAAACCGAGUCGCGUGUUUGUUUUUCGAAUUCUUAAUUAAUUAAAAUAUUAGUCGCAGAAUCGAUUGGAUUCGGAUGUCUUGAGCGUUACUUAAAAAUAAAAAAGGAAAAACAAAGAUUAUAAGAAAAGCGUUAUAAAAUAUGCAUUUAACGCCACCGGGACCGAAUAUUUUGUGUAAAUAUUUUAUAAGCGCUAUACAUAUAACUCCCGCGGAACACAUCAAUAAUUUCUCCUUGACGAUAUACCCGAACGCUUUGGAAAUUAAAAACUAAGGGUUUCAUUUCGUAUUGUACUUACGGAUCAAUAUUAUGUUUAACCUAUACAAUUUCGUCGAGAGCUUUUCUCGUGUUCCGUAUUUAACAAUCGUAUUUUUUUGUUAUUAUUAAUGUCGCCGUUUACACUCGUAUAAUAAUGUUGGUGCCGAAAUCGAACCAAAACCGUUUUCAAUUUUUUUUUUUUUUAGAUUCUGAGCGUUUAUUGGCGUUGAUAAUCGUGUGCUCUUCUUUUCUUAUGUGUCACGAAACGAAUUUUCUGGACCAGAAACCUCGGGACAAUUAUUAGUUUCAGGGCGGUUUAUGAUGGCAAAUUUCGGCUAGUAGGCGCAUCAAUAUGAAUCCUUCAAUCUAAUAAACCUAUUUAAAAUUCUAGAUUAUCCGCUUUUUUCGAACUUGUUGCUUCGUUAUUAACUUAAUACGUUUCUUUAAAAAAUCCAGUUUCAAUGAACAUUUUUUCGAAAGUCAACGCGCAUUUAAGUGUUUUUGAUCACGCAAAAUUCAUUGGUCUGAGCCAUUUUUUUUGAGUAAAGAGGGUCACAUUUUAUUUUUGUCCUUAGAAUACAGAAAUUAAAUUAAAUUUCAGAUUUUGAGCGAAGUGAGGAAUGUAUUGUAGUUUUACUAAAUUAUGUAAUGACGUGUACAAUUUUUCUGUUUAUUAAUUUUUGACCAGAAUAUUUGCUCCCUCAUCAAAUUCAGGGACGGUUAUAUCUUACAUGGUAGUAUUUCGGAUCUAUUCGUUCAUUUUUGGAAAUUCGGUUCACACAUGGAUAAAAAUUGUAAAUAAAACGAGGAUAUUAUUUUACAAUACUUAACGCAUAAAAUUAAAAUUUUGUUUAAAAUUACCUUUUUUUUUAACACAAUUAAUUUCUAUAUGUACUUUUUUAUUUUUUUUCAGAAAUAUACUGUUGGUUAUUAUCGGUUUAGUAAUACAGGGACUGGCGUUGGGUAUGAUAUGCGUACCUACGUUCGUAGACUCAAUGACGGCUGCCUUGUAAGUUUUUUUUAGAAUAUUUAUAAUUCUACGUUUUGUUGUAAUAUAAAUAUUAUAGAAAAUUGUUUUUGAUUGUGAUUUUUUUUUCUUUUUUAGUGACGCCGGUUUUCCAAAUGACAUACACACCUACGGUUUAUUGUCGGGCAUAUGGUCUUCGUCGUUCGCGCUGGGCGCAUUUUUGGGCCCGACGAUAGCGGGAAUUCUUUACGAUCUGGUCGGAUUCGAGAGAGGCACAUACUUCGAAAUCUUUAUACACAUUGUAUUGGUGAGUAAAAUUUAAAAUACAAAAGUAGGUUUAUCAUUAUUAUCGGUAAACAUAUUUAAUAAUCAAUUUGCAACCCGUGGAGUCACGGCGAUAAUAUGUCGAGAAAUAAUCGUAAAAAAAAUAUACAUAGUAUAAUAAUGAUAAUAAUGUGUAUGUAUAAUAAUAAUAUUAUACAAUAUGUGACAAGAGGAUUUCUAUGAGAUUUAAAAGGUAAAUUCUACAUAAGAGUAUGUUAUGACCGAUUAUGUUGUAUGGCCCGGAUUAUUGAGUGGUCGACAGACCAAUAUAAUAAAGAAUGUGUGUGAUAGAGAUAAGGCGUGGCUUCGUUAUAGGAGUUAAAUGAGAGAAAAUUGACUGAUAUGGUUUGGGCAUGUCAUGAGGAGAGAAAAAAUCAGAAACAGUGAGAGCCGUAUUGAAAAUAAACGUCGGAGGAAAGACGGGGAGAUGAAAAUCAAAAAAUAGGAGGUGGAUGUGAUUGAGGAAUGAUACCGAGGAUGGCGGGUGUGUGCGAGAACAAUGUAGCGGAUCGGGUCAAGUGGAACAACGAGUGUGUAGACCUCGCUUAAUUUGGAUGAAGGCGAAGGAAAAGAAGAAAAAAUAUAAAUAUUAAAGUAUUAUAAUAUUAUAAUUUUAAUUUUAGAUUCUGAGUGGAACGAAGAGGCUUAUGGUUUUAUAAAGAUGUUUAUUUAUUUUUUUUUUUCUGUGAACAACUUUUUUACCAGAGGACUUGCUCCGAUUUUUACGUGUAGCAACUUUUCUGAAAGGAAAUCGGUGUUGGGAGGUACCUUAGAGACGUCAUUUUUUCUUAAGAUUUUCUUAAGAGUUUUAUCAUCAAAUGCGAAAAACCGAAAAAAAAAAACAAGAAAAUGUACGAAAUAUAUUACUGAAAUAUUACGAUUUUUUUUUCUGUACUUUUCUACCAGCAAUUUUGCUCCAACUUUUAAUUAUAGACAUUUUUCUAAAAGGAAAUUUCACUGGGAAGGGACUUCGAAGAGGUCCUAAUUUUGCAUAUUUUACCAUUGCAUAUUAUUAUUAUACAUUUCUUUCUUAAAUAUUGAUCCAUGUUUGAUUUACCUAUUCAUAAAAUUAUAAUAUUUUUUAUUUUUAUAUAUAUAUUUUUUUUUCUAAUAAAAUUAAUAGAUUAAUCAAUAUCAUAUUAAUUAUAACGAUGAAAUGAUCUACUGUAAUAGUUACAGCGAAUAACGAAAACCGUUUUGUAUUAGCGGUAAUAGUUUGAACUGCAUGCGGCUAUACGUAACCCUGACCUUCUAAAAACUCUAUUUCGGUAAUAUAUUUCAAUAUAAAUUAUAGAUAGCUACCUAUCUAUAAUGUUUUGUAAUUUUUACGGUGUAGAUAACUGACGUCUGAUAAUACUAGUAGAUAAUAAAUAGUUAUUGUAUUAAUAAAACGUGUACCCAUAUGCCGUAUGGGUACUAUUAAAUUAAAAUUUAAAAAUAGUAUUGUAUACAGAGUGUUUCAGAUAUUUUAUUCGUUAUAAUAACCCUCGGGAAUGUUUAGUCGUUUAAUCGACACUCGACUUUUGUUCAUUAUUGUUGAUAUAAUCCUAUUAAUGUUAUAAAUGCGAAUGUUUGUUCGUUAUCCUUUCGUGACAAAACUAAUGAACAGAUUGAACUGAAACUUUGUAUGGAUGUAGUUUUAGAUCAGAGGUCGGGAACCUUUUCGUGUAAAUGAGACAUUUUAAAAAAAAAAUUUUCAAAACCACGAUUUCCAAAGAGCCGCAAUGGUUAAGAUAAGAAAUAAAUACCACAGUACAAAAGACGACUAAUAUAUUUCGUUAAGCAAUUUCAUUGGGAAUUGGUAGGCAUAUAGUCAAAUUUUACUAUAUAUUUUAUGGGUCUAGCUCUAAAUCUAGAAUGUUUAGAUAUUGAUGCAUUUUUUAAAGAGCCAUAGAUUACAUAUUAGGAAGCCGCAGUUUCCGACCCCUGUUCUAGACCCCCUCCCUCUCGUAUUCAACCACUAAAGGAGCUAUUUGGUUAUUGGUAUUUUGGAAAAUCGUAUUAUUUUUGUUGAUAAAUCAACAAGGGUUACUUUGGUGAUACACGUGAAAUAAAAAUAUAGUGAAACCAGACAAAACAAAGAAAAAUAAAUAUUAACGUAGUUCGUGUAAGGACCCCCAAUAACAUAACGACAGUUUUUCUUUUCUUUCUUUUGACACGGGCAACGCCGAGCGGGACAACUAUAGUUUAGACUUAAAAUAAUAACGCUAAUAAUAAAAAAAUAACGUUACAUUUUUACCGAAGCGGAUUGAAAAUAUAUUAUUUAAACCGACGUAUUUGUUUUUCAAAUGAGAAACGUGCACGUUUUUCUAUCGAACAUUAUUACAGCGUUUGAGGUGUGUGAACAAUUCGAACGUUUUUGUAGAUAGGCCGAAUCGAACACCCCGCAAAUAAUAAUUUCUAGGUACCUAAUAAUACUUGUUUCCGGAAGGAAUAAUAUUCCGGAAUGAUAUAUUAUCGUCGUACAGCUAUUCCAUUCAAUCGCGUGAUGUCUGUCUGUCGGUUCAAAAGAUGCGUUCCAUUAGCGGAACCUUUUCGCGAAUACCGUCAUCGUUUCGAACCUCAUGGCGGUCGGUCGAUGGCCGAAACACCGUCUGCCGCUGGCGUUUGAAUGGAACCGUUCUCCCACGAUACCUCAGAUACUCCGCGUCGGUGAAUUUCGCCUUUUACAUAUAUAUAUGUGUAUAAUAGUUACCUAUAGGUACCUAUAUAAUAUAUUAAAGAGGAAAUGUCUCGCAUUAUAUUUUCAUAAUUUAUUCGAACGGUUGCGAUACUGUUUUAUUUAAAUAAUACCGGCGGUUGUUCAAAACGAUUCGUGCGAUUUCAAACGCUUGGAUAUUUUCAGUUUUUAGGCAUUUACAAUAAUAAUAUACAAUGUUCUAUUUAAACAAAUUAUGUCUGGAAUUUCGUUUAUCGUAUAUCCCGUGGUGAAAGUGCGAAAAACUACGGAGAGGAUUUACCGAAAAUCGAAGAGCGCUGCCCGUGAAUUGACUAAACCUAACUAAACUUUCAGCAAACCCGCCAAGAUUACCAUAAUGGUUUUCUCUCACACGACGCAUUUGUUAGUAAAAAUGUAAGACUAAUAAUAUUUAGAAAUAAACCGCACCCUCUUUCAAAUAUCAUCAUAUUACACAGUAAAAAUAAAUUAAAACGGAGUCUGAUCAUAUAUUAUAUAAUAGGUAUUAAAUAGUUUAUUUUUGAUAAAAUAAUUAGAGUUUUAAAAACUUAUCGGUUUCUACUGUUUUAAUUUGAUUAUUAAAGAUUUAAUUUCAUACACAUUUACCAUUAUAAGGUUAUGUUAUACUUGAUUCCGAUAAGGCUAGUAAAUGUAAAUGUAGGUCUGACAUAUGGGCUUUGAUAAAAAUCGAAGAGAUAUGCAACUUACAGUGUUUGAGCGAAGGAUUCUAAGAAGAAUUUACUGACCGUGUAUUGAGUAUACAACUGUAGAAGAAUGGUGAGUACAUCACAAUGAUGCACUGAGAAACGGAUUCCAACGGUCGGGUAAUAUUAACUUAUUUAAAUAGUUAUACUGUAAUAAAAUGUUGGAAAAAACUGAGCUAUACACUCAUGAGUCGUAGAGGGGGGGGGGAGGAUAAACCAUUUUUUUGGACCCGGAGUUCUUAUAUAUUAUAGUAAUUUACCGUGUAUUGACGUUUGUUAACGUUAACUCACCUAUACAGUGUGUAUGCAUAGAUUGAAACUGGUUGAUUUAUCCGUUUUAAAUUUAGGUAUUUAGUUUAUAAUAUUACCGUGAUCAGGGAAUAAAGAUCAGAGCUACCCCAGAGCAAUAUACUCAAUUUAGUACUUUGCAUUGAGAAGCCAUUAAAUGUGCACAUAUUUCGUAUAAUAUUUUAUGCACAUUGGAAAAGUUUAAUAAAAAAUACAAACACAAUAUCUUUUGUAGUUAUGCAAAUAAAUACUACAACUACUACAGGUUUAAAAUACCAUUACAUUCUUUUUACAAUCAUACAAUUUUAUGAAUUAAAUAUUUGCCAUAAUAUUUUUAAAUGUUAGUAAUAAUUCUUCUUCCAAGUCAAAUUCCAAAUCUAUGUUAUAAAAAUCAACUAGACUUUUUUUUUCAAUAUCAUCUAAUGAUUCGUUUUGAACGUUUUAUAUAAAUCCAAAUUUAUCAUUUAGUUCAGCGUAACUAUUUACUAUUUUAUUUUUUUAUUAAUUUAUCAAUAAUUUUUUUUAAUUAACCGUUAAAGUUACUUUUAAAGUAUUCUUAAUUUCUUAUUACCAUCGAAUAAUACUGGUCCAAUUGCAAUUCGUAUUAGAUACUUAUUCUGCCCUAAUUAUUUGCAACUCAGUAAAAACGUCGUAAUUCCGUUUUUCUAAACUAAAUGCGUGUGCGACCGACGCACUACAGCGACAAUACUUUCGAUAACUGAACUAAAUAGUUUUGGUAUACAACGGUCAAUGCACGAUAGCGGAAACCCAAAACAUUUAUCAAUUGUUUGAAAUUAAAUUUAUAAAAUACGACUAAAAUGACGGCCAUCUCUUUAAACAACAAUGACGUAUUAAUGCCGGCUAUAAUCACGGCAGUUGUAAUGUGUGAUAGUCCAUACUCGUUUUAUUCAGCGCUAUAAAACUUCGUUUCGGCUAUUCGGAUAUUGCACGGACGGUUAAAAAAGUCAAUGUCGGAGUCCCGGACGCUUGGCACCCGUCUCGAUUCGCUCACGUCAGAACAGGCGUACUAACAAUACCCGCGUAUUUUUUUCCAGAUUCGAAACGGAGUCCGGAAGAAAUAUAUAUAUUGGUUUCACAAUGACAUCGUUUGUUUUUUUUUUUUCUUUUGUGCGCGCGAGUCUGUAUUAAAUUUUUCAUAGAAAAAACACUCACAUGUAAUAAUAUAGUUUCGCAUUUAUAAAAUAAUAAUAUUUUUUUUCCGAAAAUAUGCCUUUAUAUACUCGUGAUGGCAAAGUGCGCAGCUUUUCUUUUUUUUUUUUUACCUUUUACAAGUAUAAUAUACUAUCGUACAUAACGACUGUCGCGAAUGUCAAACGAAAUACGAAAUACUACGUGCAGUUUUUAUUUCGGAGAAUAAUAUAUUUUUCAUGAUUUUAGUAGGAAACGGACGUUUAUAAAAUACAGAUAAGGACCUGAAACAAAAUAACUACAUAAUAUUUCGAAAAUCAUUAUUUUUAAGAAUUAACGCCCACUCCCCAAUGAAAAACGCAUGCAAGUUCAAAUAAUUAAUACAAUUUCACUAUUUUAACACGCAUGUAGUCGUGUUUGAUUUCACAAUCGUUGUUUUAUAAUAUGAAAUUUAGAUUACUUUUAUUAUAGUAUAAAAUAAAAAUAGAUAAUAGACGAGUAAGAAAAAAAAUUGCAAUCAAUUCGCGCCACCUUAAACUCUCUAUAUCUGACCUAUAAUACAUCUUAUCGUUUUUCUAAUCAGUAAUCACGUUUCCAUAAUCAACUGUUCCGUACAAUUUGAUUAAACCAUUUGAAAAUCAUAGUAAAUAACAGUGACGUAAAUUAUUACUCACGUGGUCUCGUUUUCAUAGGUAUAGGUAUUCAGUCAUAAUAUACGACGUAUGGACAUUAUCAAGUUUUAUUUAAUCCUUUUGGAAUUAUUGUGUUUCACGCGUUUAUUAAUUUAACCAUAGACGUGUUUAGAUAAUACUAGUUGAAGGGACAGCAGGCAGGCACCAAUGUUUUUCAAAAAUCCUCACUAGAGAAGAGAAGUGAGAGCGUACGGCGCUUAACCAUUUUAUAAACUUAAAAGUAAAUUAGUACCCAAUUAUGAGCCUACUGAAUCAAUAUUGACCGUUAUCUUAGGUUUACUUAAUAUUUGGAAUUAUACAUACUGACAUGUUAUUGAUGAACACUGGCAGAAAUCACGCGGAAGGGGGGCACCGAGACUCGUACGCUAUAAAAUAAUACAAUUUUAAUACUAAAUAUUGUUAUUCACGAAAAGACGAAUGAAUAAUUUUAAUGAAAAUCGAAUUAACAUUUUUUCUUUUUUUUUUUUUUUGUUAUUUAUAAAGUUGUAUCUGUAUUUGAGUGGGGCCAAGUUAUAUGUUUGCCCCUCCUAUGUUUUUCACGUUCCUCCCUACUCCGGCGUCACUUUACGGAGCUUAAUAUUUAAGAUACGUAUAGCUUUCGGAAAUAUUCUCCUUUUAAUAUUUUAUCAUAGCGUUAGUCUAUAUAGUAUACAUUUUUGUUUUUGAAUUUUCAUUUUAUUAAGUCUCGAGUCUUUUGAUUGUUUUGCUACUGUAAUCGUGAUUGCAGUAUACUGUUAUUAAUAUUAUAUUGUAAAAAUCGACGUAUUCAUUUUCGGAUACACUUAUUCUGUACAAGACGUAUAAUGCCGGACAAACGUAGAAUAUUGUGUUUCGGUGAUAAUGUUAGCGUAGUACGUACACACAUAUAUAUAUAUAUAUACUCACGGAAUAUAAUGUGGGAACCGAUCGUUUAAUAUUUAUAACCGUUUAAAGUUUAGAAAACCGCGCGCGGAGAAACGCGUAUUAUAUUGUAGUAAAAUUUCGCAGGAGCAUUAAAUUAUUUCCACGUUUAACCCCGCAGCGUAUUAUACGUACCUUAACUUACCUCUAAACUUUAAGCGCUCAUGAAUAAUAAACCGCAUCGCGGUUCGAUAUUCGAUAACCGUACGCGAGUCGAUUCGUUAAACAUAUUAUGCACAGCACGGUUAGGUUAGGGGGAAUAAUACGGAGGAACAAUGAGGGUCGCGUUGUGGAAAACCGACGAGAAGUCACUAUUCGAUGUAUCUUAAAAACAAGUACUUUAAGAAAUGAGUCCACGGUGUAAAUACGGGAAACUGAGAAUCUGAAAAAAAUAGGGAGUUUUGGCGGAAUUGUUCCGAAGUCUGAAUUUCGCAGUGGAAUACACGAAGCCGUAAAGCGAUUUGGAAAAUAUACCGCGGAAUCACAUAUUUUAGCCAAGUUACAAUGACCAGAGUUCGACUUAUUGAAUAAAAUUAGACUUUUGGAUCCGGCUUUUAAAUGUCCUGUGUCGAGUUAAGUACACCAAAAGUAGAUUCUACGUAUAAUUAUUAUAGUUACGAAUAAUUAAUGAACAAUUAAUUUACGAAUAAUUCGCGAAUCAUUAUUAUUAUUUACUAUAAUUCCUUCCAUUGGGAAUUCCCGGGUUCGGCACUGGAAAAGAGAAAAACGUAGAGUGAAUCGGAAGAACUUGGCAAUUAAGGUCAAGAAGAAACCUAAAUAGCAAGAGAAAAAUACGAAAGAGCUACAGAAACACGACCGUUAUGUACCCCUACAAUUCGGAAUAUCAUAAUGUACUCGCGAGUAUUAAAAUUGUUUUAAGAGGAUGCGUGAGUCUGUGCGUUUUUGAAGUUUACAUAGAAAAAACCUUUUCGUAUUUUGUAAUGUAAAACAGCCUACGGCAAAAAAUAUUUAGGAAUACAAUUUAUCCACGGGAAUGAUAUCAUAUCCAUUUCGUUAAAUAUUAGUUUAUAAACAAGUUACGACUUUUUUCAAUUUAAAAAAAGUCCGCUUUUUAAUCUUGAAUAUCGACUAUAGUAUUCGAGUAAAUCGAAAAUCAACAUGCUGUACCCUUGCAGAUAAUAAUGUAUUGUUUUCUUUCAUUUUCAUAUUAUAAUAAGUAAAAGCACUCAAAAAUCCCCUUAUAUCGGUACUGAAACUUAUUUAAGGAUGUGGGCGAGCUGGUUUCGUAGAGACUCAAAACAAAUUUCAGGGAUAAGGGGUCUUCAUUUUUUUUAAAAAAAUAUAGGUACACUUAUAUUUUUAAAGUUCACUACCGGAUCCCAUCCUUCCAGUCACGGCUUCGGGUCGACCUGUACAAUUCAAUAGUAAUAAUUUAGAAAAAAAACAGUCGUCCAAAGGGACGGAGGCGAGCGCCGCGUUUCCUCUACCGCCUCCCCCCCACCCGUACAAUGUUUUAAAUUUGUAUGUUCCGAAACGAAGACGACUCGACCUGAAAAUAAUAUUUUUUUUUCGACACUCGAUUCAACAUAAUAUUCCAGUAUAAAAUAAAUAGAUAUUAACACGGUCCCAUAUUAUGCCAAAUAUAAUGUCGCCGUAACGUUCGUUGAUUUGUUUUUUUUUUUUUUUUAUUGUACGUACGGCAGUGUCGUUUUAUCGAUUUUUAACGAUAUCGUUUUUUUUCCCCCUUCCAACAGGGCAUUGCGCUAAUGGCGUUCGUGUGCAUGGAACGUAACCCGUCGGACAAGUUCGCGGCGGCCAACGGUCUGUCCGAAUCGACGGUCGGCUUCGCGGGCCACGGCGACAACAAGGCCGACCCGACCCCGGUGCCGGGCGGUCCCAAGUCGCCGGUGUACACCAUCAACGGGCACCACUCGUUCCGGUCGGGCAGCGCGCACCGGUUCGGCUCGACGUACGGCAGCUUCGGCAACUCGUGUCUGGGCACGUCGCUGUCGUCGAUGCGCAUCAACACCGAGGCCAGGGCCGAGGCCCGGGGCAGUCCGCUGGCGCUUGCGUCCCGCAUCUAGUCAGCUCCAGUGUAAUAACGAUAGUCACCGCCGCCGCCGCCGCCAUCGCCACCGCCCAAUCCCAUACGCCGCCACUACCGGCGUCCCCCUAUCCAACCACUUCUUUCCCAUCAGCCCAUAAUUUACAAUAUUACAAUUAUUACUAUCGCGAUACGCCUAACCUAAUAAUACGUAACAUGUACGCCAAACACCUGACCUCUACUAUUAUAGAACUUUUUAACCCUGUCUAACGUCACCCAUUUCAUUACCCGUAGUUUUAUCAGCUGAUACAGGAACAUUUUUUCAACAAGAAGAAUAAACCCAAUCGCCAAAAUAUCACGCUCGUUACUCGCGACACUGCCGAGACUGAAGUGUAGCUCACAGGUAAAUAUCGUAUAGGAAAAAAAAAAAAAAAAAUUAUAUACUGACGACGGGCGCACGGUAUUUUUUUUUUAAAUUCUAUUCUAUGUAUAUUAUAAUUGUAAUUGUAUAUAUAAAUUUUACGUUUUCAUAGUAUAGUAUGGUAUAAGUUAUUUUAAUAUACACGUCUUAAGUAUACAAUGAAUGCACUGCGUUGUUUUUAAGUCGUGAUAAAUUAUCAUUAUUUGUUUGGGUAUUUUGAAGUUUUAUUGAUUGAAAAUACUGUCGCACGAUAAGAGCCGUUUCGAAAAAAAUAUCUAACGAUCGUUAUCCGUGUCGUUUUGUUUUGUUUUUUUUUUUUUUUUAUUCUUUUCGAAACUGUAUAAAAAAUAUUAUCUAAGUACGUCACGCGAUACGCCCGUCGUCUCGUUCUCGUGGUGGAGGGAAAGGGUCUGUCGAUCUGCGCCGGUGCGGGAAACGCAAGGGAUCCGAGGUCACAAAACCCUGCCCUCCCCGUAUUUAAUUGCUUACACAGUUACCACUACACCUGUUUAUAUACACGUCGUCACUUUUUAAAAAUAAGUUUUUUUGUUCGUAUUUUCGGACGUACUAUAUUAUGUUAUUAUAUUAUGUUUUACGACGGGAUCCGUAAUAUAAUGAAAAUAUCGUCCGUGUGUAAAUCCACAAACCCGAGAAACUAAAUCGCUCGUUUCUCGUGCUACUACCUAUAAAGAAAAUAAAUUUAAAAAAACCCCAAUCUAUCCGUAUCGUAGGGCGUAUUGUAGGCCUUUGGACGGCCCGCUCGUUGCGUACGCCAGAAAUAAUAAUAUAAUAAUACCGAUGAAAGGUAAACGUCGUCGUGUCGUCCCGGGUUUUUGGGAGUGACGAUAUUCCGGAAUGUAGGGACAUCGGUUGCACAAUAGAAUGCGGGGAGGCUUAGGAGGUCCCCGAAAUCUCCUCUAACUCUUUCAACAUUUCCUAGAGUUUCCUUGAAAAUAAACACUCAGUAAAAUGUGUUCUAGUUACCUACUUUUUUUUUUUGCGAAAAUGUACAGAACAAGUGCAGUUUGGCCCUCUUAAAUCCCCUUCCCCUUAUCCCCCCCCCGCGUCAUAUACCUAUGAUAAGUAUGUACUUUAGAAUCGAUUUUUUCUCUAUUAUUUACCGCACAGCUGACGACGACGACGACGCAGUGAUCGCCCCGACAAAAUGUCACGUCGCGUUUUCGCAAAUAUUUACUACUGUUACGAUGUAGCGUUCGAGGUUUCCUAACAAAAGUUUUGCUUAUGUUUUAUUUUUUCUAAAUUUUCGUACUAUACGUUGUAUAUCAUAUUAUAAUAACUAACCGGAACAAAGAUAUUGGCGCGCGUAGCGUUUUGAUUUUUUUUUUUUACACGCGGUUCUCGGGCACGAUAUUAAAAACGAAAAAAAAAACCAAAUAAAUACAAUAAUGCCGAUUUAGAUAUUAUUAUGAAUUAUUAUUAUUAUUAUUUUUUUGUUAUUUUUUUUUUUUGUUUUAUUAUAAUACGAAUAUAAUAUUAUUAUUGUAAACGAGCGUGUACGUGUUAUAUGUUGUGUAUGUAAUAAUAAUUAAAACGAUAGUUUUUUAUGUUUUUUUUUUUUUUCUAUUUAGAUAAUAUAUUUUAUUAUUCGAAUUGAUUUAAGUGAGUGUAUUACGUUAUAGGUAUAUCUAUAGAUUGAAUAAUUAAGAUAAUAAUUAUUAAAAUUACAUUGUACAAAUCGAACGAAUAUACAUUUUUUUAUUGUU